AAUUCCGUGGUUUGCUUGUGCAUGAAAUUCCUGAUCUUUUUUAUCCUUUCUUAUAUAAUCUGCAAGCUUCUAUAGCUUGUCCUCAACAUCUUCACAUGAUUUAUACCGCUUUCCUUAUUAUGGAACCUAAUUGUAUAUUUGGUUAUUACUUAUUAGAUCAGUGGAUUACACUUGUGAUGUAGAAAGAUGGAAUUGAAGUUAAAAUUUUCUAAAUGCAAUGUGUUUCAUUUGGCCGAUAUUUGUUUUUUAGAUAAUGGAAGCUUUAUUAAGACUCAGUUAAAUACACCAAGAUGAUACAUUCCAACUGAGUCCACCCCCGGCCUCUGCAUAGAAUGCACACAACCAAAAAACUGGACCUAAGAACACUUCCCCAUCACAAAACAUAGAAACUAGUGGCUAUCAAUCCGUAGACUAGAUCGCCACCCAUGCUCCUGGGUAAAAAACUCCUGUGCCACCUAAUCCAAACGUUGCGAUACCACCGCAAUAGUAUCCCGAAGUCCCUGUUUGUGGAGGAUGGCCCAGGAGCGUAGCCACCGGGUGACUAAAGUAGUAACCUGCAAAGGAGAAGACACCACCUUGUUAUCAAAAAUUACCUCGUUUCUGCUUAGCCAUAUGGACCAACAAAGAGAUGCUGCACCCAUCAAAAGCAGAUUUCUCAUGUCUUUAGGAACACAAGUAAGCCAACGCCCAAACAAGUGAGUAAUAUUUUGAGGAGGUUGUAUGUUCGAAGCCAUAUGAACAACAGACCAUACCAAGCGAGAAACACGACAUUGAAAAAACAAAUGUUGAAUGGUCUCUUCCUUGUGACAAAAGCCAUGUUGAAUGGCCGAUAUUUGUAGUUGCAGCUAAAAAUUUUUGAUGCUCAAUUUGUGGUUAAUAUUUUUUCAUGAGAAGUCACGUGUGACAAAAUUGUAACGAUGUGAUUUUCCAUUUAAGAAACUCAAUUUAUAAUACCACACACUCCUAGUUAGCAUAUUCCUUCCUGAGAAAAUAGCUAUCAUACAAAUCCAAGCGAAAUGAACCAAAUGCAUGAAAGCUAUAUCGGAACAUGUCACACAAUAGAUUCUUACUUAAUUUGUAAAUUAUAGUUUCUAGUUUUAAAUAGACUGUCAAAUGGAAGAUUCUCAGUUCAAUGAACAGGUCCAAGAAGCAAGCAGAAGUCCAUAGCGUACCUAGAAUAAAAUAUUCAUGUGCUUCAGUUUAAAAAUAUUUUCUAGAUGUACAAUAUAGUAUGUUUGCUUUUAUUUCCUUGUCCUGAUUUCUUAAGAAGGAUGUGGUGGGAGAAAUUAGCAAAAGCUGAUGUUACAUUUUGAUUUUUCCGUGAUGACAUUUGCACCGUAUUUUAGAAUAUUGCUAACACUGUGCCCAUUGGUAAUGAUUCUACUAGCAUCCUGCAAAAUCUUCAAGCUUAUCCUUUGGAUUCUUUUAAGGUUCAUUGACCUUUUUUUUCUUGAAUAUGCAAGAGAAAUACGUAUCAUUUCAUUAAGACAGGAAAAAAAAACGAGGAGGGAAGAAAAACCCUCCCUCACCCUACAAACAAACAGGACCUGAGGUUACAUAUGAAAAGGAACAAAAACAACCUUACCCAAACGGGGUUAGCGACCUACUAGGGAAAUAUGUGAGCUUAGAAGCUCCGGCCAUACACCAUAGGUCAUACUCAUUUGCCACCGUUUGGAUGACAGACAUUACAUUAGGAUUGACGCCGUUAAACAAACAGUCGUUCCUAUGCUUCCAGAUUUCCCAAGCCACCAAAAUGAUAACUGUAUUGAGCCCUUUUUUUUUGGAGUUUUGAUCAAUGCCUCUUACACUGCCUUAGGCCACCAACAGCAUAAGCAAGUAGAAUUUUGACUUGGAGAAAUGGAAAUCAGCCCCAACCUUUGGAGAAUUAGUGACCACACUUGUUGGGAAAAGACACAAGUAACUAGGAUGUGAUUAAUGGAUUCCUCAGCCUGGUCAGAAAGCAUACAAGUAGCAGGAUGUGGCAGUCCACGCUUGGCAAGGCGAUUAGCCGUCCAGCAAUGGUUAUUAAUUGGAAGACAUAGAAAAACUUGCACCACAAGGGCGCCUAGCUCUCCCAAAGUCUUCUGCAUAGUGAGAAUCUGAUUGUGCCAACAAAGGACUCAUAUGCUGGUUUGCACGUGUACGAUUCCGACUUUGUGAACUUCCAACGUUACCAUCCUGCAAGACCGCAUUGGCCACUCAGUACCAAACUUGCAAGUAUUCUAUAAUGACCUGGACAGUGAAAUGUUCAUUGACUUAUUUUACGCUUUCUUAUUAAAUGUUAUAACUCUGUGAGGGACAGUGAGAAAGGUGGUGCAAAAAAAGGAAAGAACACACAGAUGGAGCCCAUGUCAUGAUUAAGACAUCUUGUUUUUCAUAAAGACAAUCGGAAAUAGAAAUGAACGCUAGCUACGACAUACAAAUGAAAGACAAACAUGUCAUAGCAUGGUUAGCAAUCACAGUGAAUAUCUUUUAAAACUUUGUUUGAUGGUAUUCACUGAAAAAACUGUUCCGUAAACAAAAUGAAAAAUUGAGUUGUAACAACAUAUGCAAAUAAUUUUUCAAUCCACCGCUUAUUUUUAUUACCUUUUUACAAUUAAGUCAUUGACCACACUUUUAGUAAUACUAAGGACUGUUUUGGUUUGAUACCAAGACCCCUUCCAAUAUUUUGGCCACUUGAAUAGUAGUUGUGAUGCAUUUGGGUUGGAGCCAUAUUUUUGGCAAUGCCCAUGUCCAAAUUGGCAGCAGUCGAAAGCUGUCUUAACCUACAAAGAAUUGGCUCAUAAUUGGCAUCAAACCAAACCAAAUCAAUACAAUCCUAUGGACCCUACCAAAUAAUUGGUAGUACUGAAACUUGCCUAGGUUUCAGCACUACCAAAACAGUGUAGGGUAGUAAUCCAAAACAACUUUAAUCAACUAAUAGAGUUUGAUGGUAGUGGUAAAAGUGAUAGGAGCAUGAUUUUUUUUCUACUACUUUGAAGACACAGUUGCCUCCUCCACCCUAUGCAUGUAGUGCGAGAAAAUCCCAUAAACCCCUCAACACCUUAUUUGCCACUAUAUACUUCCCAUUUCUUGAACGUCAUUUGAGUGCAAAUUUUAUUUCUCUUGUGCCAUUUUCAUACAUAACCAGUUAAGUGAGUGCAAAAGCAGGAGCAUAAUAAGGAAUUGAAGGAACGCUCAGUGGCAUAGGAGGAAUUUUCUGCAGAAAAUGAAAUGGCAGAACCAAGAUUUCUUUGGAACGGUUACUUGUUGGAGCCUCUAAUUGAGAACAAACUGCACCAAUACUUACUACCAGUCAUUCAAGGAAGUUUUCAGAGUAUCCAUGCAGAAGUUGGGUCAGAGAAGGUAAAUGUGACCCUGAUUGCACGUCGGUGUACACGUAGGAUAGGUACCCGGAUGUGGAGGCGAGGAGCUGAUCCAGAGGGUUAUGCUGCAAAUUUUGUUGAAUCAGAGCAGAUAAUGCAAUCGAAAGAAUUUACAGCAUCAUAUGUGCAAGUUCGAGGUUCUAUGCCUUUUUUGUGGGAACAAAUUGUUGAUUUGACAUAUAAACCUAGUUUUGAUGUUGUCAGAGUAGAGGAGGCGCCUCGUGUACUUGAACGGCAUUUUCAUGAUUUACAAAAGAAAUAUGGAGCUGUCGUGGCUGUUGAUCUUGUCAAUACACAUGGUGGCGAAGGUCGCCUGUAUGAAAGAUAUGCAAAAUCAAUUGAGCCUAUCUUGAGUGAAGAUAUAAGAUUUGUGCAUUUUGACUUCCAUCAAAUCUGUGGUCAUAUUCACUUUGAACGCCUUUCUCAACUGUAUGAUCAAAUUGAGGAUUAUCUUAAGAAGCAUAGGUACUUCCUUUUAAAUAGUAAAGGUGAGAAAAUGGAAGAGCAGACCGGAACCGUUAGAACAAAUUGUGUCGAUUGUCUGGAUCGUACUAAUGUAACUCAGAGCAUGAUCGGGAGAAAAAUAUUGGAAAGCCAACUGCAAAAAAUCAGUGUUCUUGGUGACAACAAUACAAUCAGCGAUUAUCCGGCAUUUGAUGCAGAUUACAAAGUUUUGUGGGCCAACCAUGGCGAUGCAAUAAGCACUCAGUACUCUGGAACUCCUGCCUUGAAGGGAGACUUUGUGCGGUACGGAAAGCGAACUACACAGGGAAUUUUAAAUGAUCUGUGGAAUGCAAUGGCUAGAUAUUACCUGAACAACUUUGCAGAUGGUACUAAACAGGAUGCCAUGGAUCUUCUUCAAGGACAUCACAUAUCCUCAGUUAGUCGGGAUAUGCCAACUCCAACCAAAGGACUUAUAGAGAAUCACGCGUCCUUCCGCCUUGCUUUUGCUCUGCUUUUGGCUGCCGUGAUAUUCUUGAUAAUGUCACUGAGAAGAGCACGUAAUGAUGUUUUCCAUUUGGUGCUGUCACUACUAUGGUCUGGUUUUUGCUUUGGCAUCACGCGUUAUGUCAAAGCUAACGGACGGAAGUUCACGAACCGUCCUCGCUUUCACCUAUCGCGCCAUUGAUGCGAACAAAAGGGAUUAUAUACACACUCAUGGUCGACUCACCUUUCUGGGCAUGCAUGUGUGCUCUCAGUUUUGUAUCAAGUUUAACUUUCCCUCUUUGUAAGAUUUUGCACAUGUUCUGACCAUCACGGCUUUAUAUUUUCUUGUUGAAUGGGAACAUCAGGAAUUGAUUUGUUCUAUUGCAUUUAUUUAUUUAUUUAUUUAUUUAUAUAAACGUUUUGCAGAAAA
Messenger RNA from Oryza sativa Japonica Group (Japanese rice), 4722 nucleotides. The record is from RefSeq and is a predicted model, not a curated record. Lineage: Eukaryota; Viridiplantae; Streptophyta; Magnoliopsida; Poales; Poaceae.